AUGUCUUGGGCACAGAAAUCCCUCACCCUCCCCAGUCGGUCGCGCGGCUCCUACCUCAUCACCGACCACAUCCUCAAAGAAGUACCCGAGAUCAAGAACUACAAGACUGGCCUACUGAACCUCUUCAUUCAACACACAUCGUGCGCGCUAUCUCUGAACGAGAACUGGGAUCAGGAUGUUCGCGCGGACAUGAGCACCGCGCUGGACCGCAUUGUGCCGGAAGACAAGAAGGGUCAGGGACUGUACCGCCAUGAUGCAGAAGGCAGCGAUGACAUGCCCGCGCAUGUCAAGUCUGCGUUGAUUGGCGCGAGCGUCACGAUCCCGAUCACAAAUGGAAAGCUGAACACGGGCACAUGGCAAGGCAUAUGGUACCUCGAAUUCAGAGAUUCGAAGCACACAAGGAAGGUGGUUGCCACGAUUCAGGGAGAGAAGAUGUGA
This is a messenger RNA of Alternaria infectoria, 438 nucleotides long. RefSeq lists its product as uncharacterized. NCBI's taxonomy places the organism in Eukaryota, Fungi, Ascomycota, Dothideomycetes, Pleosporales, Pleosporaceae. The transcript has 2 exons. Bases 1 to 438 code for a protein of 145 amino acids. The record is from RefSeq and is a predicted model, not a curated record.